Messenger RNA from Arachis ipaensis, 3054 nucleotides. The record is from RefSeq and is a predicted model, not a curated record. NCBI's taxonomy places the organism in Eukaryota, Viridiplantae, Streptophyta, Magnoliopsida, Fabales, Fabaceae.
AUGGCAAAUCUUGCAAAUACCAUGGAGGCUAAUGCUGCUGUGACUCUGCAAGCUGUGCAGAGGUUAGGCCAACCGGCGGGGAACGGAAAUGGGAAUGGUGAAGGGAAUGCUAAUGAUAAUGCUGAGGGAAACGGCAAUAACACGGGAGGUGUUCCGAUGACCUUGGUGACGUUUCUCAAGCUUCAGAACGCUGAUAUUCCGUGGGAUGUGUUCCAAACGGCCUUCUACAAGAAAUACUUUCCUGAGCCUGCAAGGGAAGCGAAGGAGAUGGAACUAAUGCAGUUGAAGCAAGGUUCCUUGUCAGUGGCAGACUACACAAGCAAGUUUAAGGAGCUUUGUAGGUUUUCUAGGUUAAGUCAGGGUGCCCUGGAGACCUACGAGAGUUGGAAGUGUAUCAAGUACCAAAGAGGCUUGAAGGACAACAUUAUGACUACUGUGGCUCCAAUGGAGAUUCGUACUUUUUCUGACUUGGUGAACAAGGCGAGAGUGAUGGAAGAGUAUGCCAAGACCGUAGCUUCAUCCAAGGAAACUCACGGAGGGAGUUCUAGUAAGGGACGUGGCAAGUAUUUCCAUCCGAGGGUUCAAAGUUUCAAGAGAGAAGGAUAUGCGCCUCAAGAUCAAGGAGGCUUCAGAAAGAACACUCAGGAUCAGUUUCAGCGUGGCAAAGGAAGAGGAAAUCAAAGUAAAAAUUAUCCAGAUUUGACUUGUGUGCGUUGUGGACGUUUUCAUCCAUAUGACUCAUGCAAGAUUGGUUUAGGUGGUUGCUUCAACUGUGGAUUGCCUGGCCACAUUGCGAGGGAUUGCACUCGUGGGAGGAACCCAAAUACGGGUCAAGGGUGCCCCGGAGACCUACGAGAGUUGGAAGUGUAUCAAGUACCAGAGGGCUUAAAGGAUAGCAUUAUGACUGCUGUGGCUCCUAUGGAGAUUCGUGUCUUCUCUGAGUUGGUGAACAAGGCGAGAGUGGUGGAAGAAUAUGCGAAAACGGUAGCUUCGUCCAAGGAAACUCACGAAGGAAGCUCUAGUUGGAGACGUGGCAAGUAUUUUCAUCCAAGGGGUCAGAGUUUCAAGAGAGGAGGAUAUGCGCCUCAAGGGCAAGGAGGCUUCAGAAAGAACACUCAAAAUAAGUUUCAGUAUGCCAAAGGGAGAGGAAAUCAAAGUAAGAUUUCUCUGGAUUUGACUUGUGUGCGUUGUGGGCAUUUUCAUCCAUAUGACUCAUGCAAGAUUGGUUUAGGUGGUUGCUUCAACUAUGGCUUGCCUAGUCACUUUGCGAGGGAUUGCACUCGUGGGAAGAACCCAAAUGCGGGUCAAAGUCAGCAUCAGGGGCCAGUGUUUGCUGUGAACGCCAAGGAUGCUUCUAAGGAGGAUCCGUUGAUGAGAGGUAACUGUUUAAUUGGUGAUAAAGUCUUGAUUGCAUUGUAUGAUACUGGAGCUUCGCAUUCGUUUAUUUUAUUUGCUAAGGUUGAGGAACUAGGCUUGAAAGUGUCAGAGUCAGCAUUGGAUCUGCAUGUACAUACUCCGUAUCAGACAGUUAUGACUAAGUCAGGUUGUAGGCAAAACCGAGUUUUGUUUGAUUACUUUGAGUGGUCAAUUCGGUUUAUCCCAGAAGGAGAAAGUAGAGCAGUGAUAGCUGAGGGUUACUACCUGAACUCGGUAAUGGUGCAUUGUAGUGGGGAAAAGUGUCAGGGUUAUAUUCUGUUGGCUGCGAAUACGUUAGGUGAUAAUAAGAAACUAGAUCAAAUUUCGGUAGUUAGAGACUUUCUGGAGGUGUUCCCAGAAGAUAUCCCUGAGUUCCCACCUCAAAGGGAAAUUGAAUUUGCAAUUGAAUUGGUGCCGAGAGCUGGACCAGUAUCGAUUGCACCGUGUAGAAUGGCUCUGAUAGAGCUAGCUGAACUAAAGGCUCAGUUGGAAGAGCUUCUGAAUAAGAGGUUUAUUCGACCGAGUGUAUCUCCGUGGGGAGCGCCAGUUUUAUUGGUGAAGAAGAAGGACGGAGGAAUGCGACUGUGUGUGGAUUACCGACAGUUGAACAAAGUAACUAUGAAGAACAAAUACCCGCUGCCAAGGAUAGAUGACUUGAUGGAUCAACUGCAUGGAGCCGGAGUGUUUUCCAAGAUUGAUUUGAGAUCCGGUUACCACCAAAUAAGGGUGAAGGAGGAUGAUAUUCUUAAAACAGCGUUUAGGACGUGCUAUGGACACUACAAGUUUGCGGUGAUGUCCUUUGGGUUAACGAAUGCACCUGCUGUUUUCAUGGAUUACAUGAACAGAGUCUUUCGUUCCUCUUUGGACAAAUUCAUGGUGGUUUUCAUAGACGACAUCUUAGUUUACUCUAAGACGGCAAAGGAGCAUAAGGAACACUUGAGGAUUGUGUUGCAAAUCUUAAAGGAGCGGAAAUCGUAUGCUAAGUUGUCAAAGUGCGAGUUCUGGAAGGAGGAAGUAAAGUUCUUAGGUCACGUGGUGAGCAAAGGGGGAAUAGCGGUGGAUUCUUCUAAGGUAGAAGCAGUGAUGGAAUGGGAAAGGCCAACGACAGUGACGGAAGUCCGAAGUUUCUUGGGUUUUGCUGGAUAUUACCGGAGAUUCAUUGAAGGAUUCUCCCGGAUUGUAUUGCCAAUGAUGAAGUUGACAAGGAAGGAAGUGCCUUUUGUAUGGACGUCCGAGUGUGAAGAAAGUUUUCAGACUUUGAAGCAGAAGUUAACUUCAGCACCUAUUUUAAUCUUGCCGGAACCGCAUGAACCGUUCAAAGUAUAUUGUGAUGCUUCUUUGAAGGGUUUGGGUUGCGUGUCGAUGCAACACCAGAAUGUGGUGGCUUACGCAUCGCGUCAGCUGAGACCGCAUGAGAAAGAGCUUAAUAUGCGUCAACGGAGAUGGAUGGAGUUGCUUAAGGACUACGAUUUUGAACUGAGUUAUCACCCUGGAAAGGCGAAUGUGGUAGCAGACACUUUGAGUCGGAAAUCUUUAAUCGUAGCUUGGAUGAGGAUCAAAGAAGAGGAGUUAGUGGAUAAGUUCGUGGAUCUUAAGCUAGAUAUUGGUGAAGUUGCUGGAAAUGAUUGCUUGAAUUAG